UGAUAGUCAGCAGGCGCCGGCCCCGCCCCCUCUGCCCACCGGUGACGCAAGCGGCCGCGGUGACGUCAGGCCACCGCCCCCUCCCCGCCCUCGCGGUGACGUCACAUGGGCCGGUUGGCGCAGGCGCAGUGGCGUGGCCGUGUCCUCUCCAUUGCCCGGCAGUGAACGGCUGUCAGUCUGUGAACGGCCUGAGGGACACGCUGUACCGGGCUGGGCCUGGCUUCGGGCUCACCGCAAUGUCAGCCUGAAGAUGGCACAGAGAGAAACUGUGUUGCACCUCUUCGCGGGAGGGUGUGGAGGAACAGUGGGGGCAAUUGUCACUUGCCCAUUGGAAGUGAUUAAGACUCGGCUCCAAUCCUCAGGCUUAACACUUCGUCCGGUCUACAUUCCACAGGUGAACCUUAAUACGAUCAAUGGACCGGGUGUUGUUCGACCGGCACGUGUAGCACCCGGACUCUUUCAAGUUCUAAAAUCUAUCAUUGAAAAGGAAGGACCGAGAUCACUUUUCAGAGGGUUAGGACCUAACUUGAUAGGUGUUGCUCCAUCCAGAGCAAUCUACUUUGCUGCAUACUCCAAAACGAAGGAGAAGUGUAAUGCAAUCUUUGUGCCAAAUUCUAAUGUUGUCAACAUGUGUUCUGCUGGUUUUGCAAGCUUCAUUACAAACACAUUGAUGAACCCAAUUUGGCUGGUCAAAACAAGAAUGCAGCUGGAAAGCAGGAAGCGAGGUGAAAAAGCAACCAAUGCUUUCCAGUGUGCAAAAAAUGUUUAUCAAACAGAAGGAUUCAAAGGUUUUUACAGAGGUUUGACUGCCUCGUAUGCUGGGAUCUCUGAGACUGUGAUUCAUUUUGUUAUUUAUGAAGCAUUGAAGAAACAUUUAGAAGAGUGGAGAUUCGCUGUGAGGGAAAAUGACAAGACAGCUUCAGACUUUUUAGGAUUGAUGAUGGCAGCUGGCUUUUCUAAGACUUGUGCAUCUUGUACUGCUUACCCUCAUGAGGUAAUAAGGACACGAUUACGGGAAGAAGGCACAAAGUACAAAUCAUUUUUGCAAACUGCACGUCUAGUGGCAAUAGAGGAAGGUUAUUUUGCUUUUUAUAGAGGACUACAGGCACAGCUGAUACGGCAGAUUCCAAACACUGCCAUUAUGAUGACUACAUAUGAAUUGAUUGUUCAUGUUUUGGGAUAGUGUUGGAAGUAAAACGAAACUCAGCAAUCAACGGAUUCUGUUUUAUUGCACUGCAGUAUCAUAAACAGCCACAAACUAAACAAAAACGUGAGAAGUCACUGGUCAGACUAGAGACUGUUCAGGUCAAGUACAAAGGUGAGAUGUUCUCUCUGGAUUUGAGCCAAGUGGGCACUUUGGGUGCAAGAACUGGCAUUAACUUCCCUUGGUGAACCAGAAACAAACUUGCAAGGGUUCCUGUUACUGAUUGCUCUCUGGUGAUUUCUACACCGUAUACUAAAGGGCAUUCACUGAUACCAAAACCAUGAUGUCCUCUCUGGAUUGCUGCUGCUAGAACAGGCUGUCAAAUUGGACGCUUGGGGAAGUUUCUAGCUGGCAGGCAGCACCUGUAAAAUUGUACCAAAGUAAGAAUGAUCACUGACAGAAAACUGACAAAACAAAAGACACACACUUUCUCUGAACCUAAUCUGUGCAGUGAUAUCUGUGUAUUGGUCUCUAGUCAU
This is a messenger RNA of Chiloscyllium plagiosum (whitespotted bambooshark), 1683 nucleotides long. It is a transcript of the gene slc25a33, whose product is annotated as solute carrier family 25 member 33. Gene Ontology annotation, cellular component: mitochondrion. Gene Ontology annotation, biological process: pyrimidine nucleotide import into mitochondrion. The record is from RefSeq and is a predicted model, not a curated record. Gene Ontology annotation, molecular function: pyrimidine nucleotide transmembrane transporter activity. Lineage: Eukaryota; Metazoa; Chordata; Chondrichthyes; Orectolobiformes; Hemiscylliidae.